This is a messenger RNA of Symbiodinium pilosum, 963 nucleotides long. The record is from the annotation of a GenBank genome assembly. NCBI's taxonomy places the organism in Eukaryota, Dinophyceae, Suessiales, Symbiodiniaceae.
AUGUGUCACAGCUCGAUCGUGAGGAUUCAUGACGUUUUUGACAACGGCACAUCAGUGUCCUUCGUCAUGGACCAAAUGCAUCAAGAUCUACUUGAUGGACUUCAGAGCUAUGUUAUGAGGGAGAAGCUGGGAAGAGAGUCCGACAUGAAUGGCUUGCUGCAUAUAAUCCAGCAGAUGGUGGCUGCUGUACAGUACUUGCACACUCUUGCGAUUGUCCAUCGCGAUGUAAAGCCAGAGAAUUUCUUGAUAGACCGUGAGCAGCUCACUGAUUCUUCCUGCAGGGUGGUCCUGGCCGACCUUGGGUCAGCCUGCAGGCUCACGGACAAUCAGCGCUUGUCCGAACAGGUUGGAACUACCGCUUAUUGGUCUCCCGAGAUGUAUGACCAAAAUUAUGGUCUGAAAGUGGACAUCUGGGCCCUGGGCAUAUGCCUGCACUGCAUGGCCAGCAACACCUUCCCGUUCGUGGACGAGCAUGAGGUUCGUACGAAGACUUUCCGCCUACGUCGGAUCAGUCAAUCAUGCAACAGAUUGAUCCACGCAAUGCUGAGCAAGGCAGAGGCCAAGCGGCCCAGUGUCCAUGAAGUCCAGCAGCACCCGUGGCUGACCGGCAAGGACGAUCCGGAUGAGCGUCCGGACGAGGAUGCCUGCGGCCGGAAGCCUGGCGGUUGGUUUGGAGUGUCUCUUUCAAAAGAGCUCUCUGGGUGGCCUUCGCCACGAAAGCCGCGCCGCGCCUGGCCGCGGGCAGCUCUCCCACUUCUUUUUGCCUUCUUUUUCACGGGCCUCGUCUUCAAGCCGUGCCGUCCUGGCUGGGAUGCCUCGACUGCCUCUGCUGCAUCCGCGGCCUCUGGUGCUCGCUGGACUCCCUUGGAAGUCACCCCAAGCCCGCCGCACAAUCUGAAACAUGUAAUCCGUGGUUCCAUUUCCAGCUGCGCCCAAGCAGUCUUCAGCACGGCCAUGCCGUGA